Molecule: messenger RNA, 1203 nt
Organism: Apiotrichum porosum
Lineage: Eukaryota; Fungi; Basidiomycota; Tremellomycetes; Trichosporonales; Trichosporonaceae
Gene: LAP1
Product: Leucine aminopeptidase 1
Exons: 4
Coding region: 1-1203 (400 amino acids)
Biological process (GO): proteolysis
Molecular function (GO): metalloexopeptidase activity
Source: RefSeq, a predicted model, not a curated record
AUGCAUUUCGCCACGCUCCUUACCCUCCCUCUCCUCGCAGCUGCCGUCCCCACCUCACCAUUCAUGGUGCAGGGCAACGGCGGGGCCGGCCAGGCUGUGUUUGCCGGCCGCCCCGGUUCGGGCUCCGCAGCUUCGGCCGCCCUUGGCGGCUUUGAGGUUGAUAUCGACCUCCAAGAGCUGCGUCUCGUCCAGUUUGCCGAGAACGAUCCCCCUGUCUGGAUUACCGAGUUGGAGAAGAUUGAGGCCAAGGCCGCCGGCCGUCGGUUCAUGGACAUUACUGAGACCCGGACUCUUGGUGUGUCGAGCUUCCUCGCACCCGCCUCUGCUACCAAGUACAAAUACCCCAAGCCUGGCAAGCAGGCCGACCAGAUCAAGGCCAUCACCAAGACGCUGAGCGUUGAGAAGAUGAAGACCUUCCUGACCAAGUUUUCGGGCUUCCGUACCCGCUACUACCGUUCCGACACUGGUCGCGAGUCGCAGAGGUUCCUCCUUGCGACCCUCCAGGAGAUUGCCGUCGGCACCAACGUCGAGUUUACCGAGUUUACGCACUCUUGGGGUCAGAACUCGAUCAUUGCGCGCUUCCCCGGCGUCGCGGACGGCCCCGUCACCAUUGUCGGUGCCCACCAGGACUCGACCAACAUGUGGCCUUUCCUCCCGGCCCCUGGUGCCGAUGACGAUGGCUCGGGAACCACUUCGUCCCUCGAGGCAUUCCGCGCUCUUGUCCAUGCCAACUUCACCCCUCCCAACCCUGUCGAGUUCCACUACUUUUCGGCAGAGGAAGGUGGUCUCCUUGGAUCGCAGGCCGUUGCCAAGGCCUACGAGGAGAAGGGUGUCAAGGUCCGUGCCAUGCUCCAGAUGGACAUGACCGCCUGGGUCAAGAAGGACACUGUCGAGAGUGUCGGUGUCAUCCAGGACUAUGUUGACCCGGCCCUCACCGACUUUGUCGAGGCCUGCGUGACCGAGUACCUCGCCAUCCCUCCCGUCAAGACCCAGUGUGGCUACUCGUGCUCGGACCACGCCUCGUUCACCAAGGCUGGCUACCAGUCGGCCUUUGCCAUUGAGAGCACGUUUGAGGACUCGAACAAGAACAUUCACUCGUCCCAGGACACCAUCGACCACCCCGAGUUUUCGUUUACCCACAUGCGCGAGUUCUCCAAGCUCGCCAUUGCAUUUGCCGUCGAGCUCAGCGCCGCCAAGGAUUAA